CGUCUUCGUUGUUUUUCUUCUCUCCACCAUCAUUAUCGACUGCUUCUUCCUUUUCCUUGUUCAUCAUCUGAAGUUUUAAAACUGCUUCUUCUUUUUCCUUGUUCAUCAUCUUGAAUUUUGUAACUGUUCUUUCUUGCAUACUUUUAUACCGUGCCAAAUAUUUUCGAUUCCAACUGCUGUCUCUUCUUCUUCUUCUGUUCGUUCACCUCCUUAUUAAGUCGGUAAAUCUUUAUGAUUAAAUCAACACAUCCGAUAAAACUAACUGCUGUAAUACCCAACACAAUCGUUUUCAAAAUAUUAAUUCCUGCCCCAAUUGUUUCAAGAUACCUGUCAAUCUGUUCGUUUAGCUCAGCUAAGGCUGCGGCUACGAUUUCGUCUUCUACCUUCCCCAUUACAAUUUCGUCUUCUAGGUUUCCCACCACGUAGUUCCCUUGAAAAGGAGAAAUUUCAGGGGGGGAAUGCACCAGCCGGAAACCGAAUGGAGAAACUUCAGGGGGGGCAUAAAGAAAAAAAUGCAGAAAGAAUUGGAGAAAGUUUGCUUUAUUAGUGAUGCCAAAUUAGUGAUUGAGUCUCUGAACUCAAAGUCCAACCAGUUAUACUAGUAUAAUAAUACAGUCAUAGAUGAUUGUAAAACUUUUCUUUCUAGUUUUCAAUUUUCUCAAUUUACUUUCUUAAAACGACAUCACAUUAUUCUAGCUGAUCAAGCAGCCAAGUUUUGUAAGAGAUCUAGAACCUCAGGGGAAUGGUGGGGAAAUUUCCCAGAUUUCCUUAAUCCUCCGAUGUAUUAGUCCCUCUUUUUAAUGAAAAUUUUCUUAGAAAAAAAAAAAGAAAAGAAAAAAAUGCACUUGAAAAGGAGAAAUUUCAGGGGGAUGCAGCAGCCGGAAACCGAAUGGAGAAACUUCAGGGGGGCAAAAAGGAAAAAAUGCACCAGCCGGGAAUCCAACCCGGAUCUGUACCGUGGCAGGGUACUAUUCUACCACUAGACCACUGGUGCUUUGUUGAGAUAACCUCAUCACUAACAUGGCUUGAGCAAUGCUAAACACACAGCCGUUUUGUGAACAAAUUAUAACUGGGUUCGGUGGAUGUCGUGUCGCUGCAGUAAAAUAGCCAAAUGGAAUUAUCUUAAUUUUGUUGAUCGACAAAUGGACAUUUCAAACUGAGGUGUUGUUGUUAUUCUUAAAACCAAAACAGUUGGAAACUUCAGUUUAGUUUCUGUCCUUCAUCUGCGGAAUCUUGAGUUUUUGAAGGAAGACUCUCAAACAAAAUAGAAACAUGACAAAGAAACUGGAAUCGCCCAGCACUUCAGCUACUGACAUGGAUAACUCUUCAAACUCGGUUAUUACUUUCUACUUUCAGUCUCACUUUUUAUUUACUGUUACACUAUUAUUUUUUAUUAGAUUUUAGAAUGUGAAGUUCAUUUUUUUUUAUUUCUUUUCUUGUGGUGCUUAAAAUUUCUGUUUACUCUUUACUACAGUCAUGUUUAUGAGCGCAUCGCAUGCAUUUUGAUAUCACAUUGGCAGAGCCAGAGGAUCUUGUACCAUGCAUUAGAGUAGUUGCUUAUCCUAUGAAGAAUAAAUCAAGUCGAACUAGAUCGGUGAACAAUAUUUAUAGGCCUAAAUCAUUAGCGCAAGAGCAAGCUGAAGAAAUCCAAUCGAGUUUAAGUCAGAGAUAUCCAAGCUUCACUAAAGUUAUGCGCCAGUCACAAGUUAGUGGGGGUCCAUGGAUGAAAAUUCCGAGGAAUUUCUGUUAUUCCAACUUACCAAGAGAAAAGGUUGAUCUUACUUUGUUGGUUGAGGAUGGGGAUGAGUUCAUUGUGAGAUUCUAUCCGCGGAUGUUCGCUCUAAGUGGUGGAUGGGAUCAUUUUGCCACUGCAAACAUGCUAAUUGCAGGAGAUGUCUUAGUUUUCCAGUUAGUCAAGGCUACCAAAUUUAAGGUUUAUAUUGUAAGAGGAAACGGUUCGAUGGAUGUUGAUGUUGCUCUUGACCCUCCGGAGUUCCCUGUUCCUGCAAAAGAAAAUGACUUAGAAGAUGAUGUAUAUAUCAAGGACCUGAUGCCAAUUCAACUGUAUACACGAAAACGGGUGAAGUCGCAUCCUUCAGCCCCUAUUCUCGGUGAUGCUCAAAUGUGUGUACUUUCUCUGGAACCACCACCAAUGGACCAUAAUAAUGAAGUGGUAGAUGAUUCAGAAGUUUUGAAAGGCAUGAAACUUUCAGACUCAAUUGUUGAGUUUCAGGAUGUUGGGAGUUUUCGGAGUUUUCGCAUAGCAGUGAACGGGUUGAUUAUUGAUUCUGAGAUAACUGAAUAUGUUCGAACCAAAUACUAUGAGCUUUGCUGCAGUCAGAAAGCUUUCCUUCAUAAACAUCUCGCGCCGAGGCUGAACAGCAAAUUAGUCGCAGGAAUCAUCUCUGAAACAGUCAAUAUCUCUGAUGCCAUUAGAGCAAGUACGCUUGACACCCCAAAGGAUAAAUUUGAAUCAUGGGCAAGGGGUUUAGAUGCAUUUGGAAAACUUGGAAUGAAUGUUGGCUUCUUGGUUUCCCGUCUCAACAAACUUAUUAAACUAGCCUUUGAUUCAGAACAAGCAUUUGAAUAUAAGAGGUAUCGUGACAUUAUGAGCAGAAAGAAUCACGUUGUUGAGGAAAUAACAAGUCUUGAAAUGAAAGUUCUUCGCUUGAAAAAUGACUCCAGAAGGCUAGAGAAAGAUAUAAAAUGUCUGGAACUGGACGCGCAGAAGCAUAUAUUGACAUUCAGGAAAGAGGCUGCAUCUCCUUGGUGAUUCAGUCUCUUGAGAAAUCGUCCCUUUUUGCAGUUUACCAUCUUGUAUAUGUGUUCGCGCUGUAUGGU
Papaver somniferum (opium poppy) is the source of this 2841-nucleotide messenger RNA. Its product is annotated as B3 domain-containing protein Os01g0234100-like. Gene Ontology annotation, molecular function: DNA binding. The record is from RefSeq and is a predicted model, not a curated record. NCBI's taxonomy places the organism in Eukaryota, Viridiplantae, Streptophyta, Magnoliopsida, Ranunculales, Papaveraceae. The transcript has 6 exons. Bases 1496 to 2773 code for a protein of 425 amino acids.